This is a messenger RNA of Trematosphaeria pertusa, 941 nucleotides long. RefSeq lists its product as uncharacterized. The record is from RefSeq and is a predicted model, not a curated record. The transcript is spliced from 2 exons. Lineage: Eukaryota; Fungi; Ascomycota; Dothideomycetes; Pleosporales; Trematosphaeriaceae. Bases 198 to 941 code for a protein of 247 amino acids.
CUCAAUUUAUCCAUCCCGCCUCUUGCAGCAUCGCCAUAAACCUUACAAUAUGCCUCCCGCACACACAUACACCCCAGCACGCCAGAACCACAGUUCACUCGUUUCCACUAUAUGAAACCUAUCUAUUCGUCUCAUUUGCCACCACCCAAUCCUGACGUCUGGGUCGACUUUCGCAAGAAAACGUGGGCGAGGCGAAAAUGUCUCGCCGAAGGAAAACGUGGGUGCGGGAGGGGUUCCAGUUCGCCACUGCCACAUGGCCAACGGGGAUGCAUGGACGAAGGGAGAGUUUCUGGAUGGAGGCAGCGGGAGCUGAUGAUCUUGUUUCACGGUGCCGGUCUCCGGUGAUCUGGGGCGGAGUACUCCUCCGUUCCUUUUCUUCAAGGGUCUCGACAAGAGUACACACGAUAGCCGUAUACGGAAAGAGGGGUGGAAAGGGAAGGGAAGGGGAUGCAGGGGAAGAGCCAAUACAACCCACGAACGGCGCGGAGGGGAAACGAAGCCAGUCGCGUUCUCUCUCCGCACGCGCCGCUCUCGCACCCGACGCGCGCGUGCUGGCCAAGGGGCCCCGCUCCAUGGCCACAUUCGAUAUUAAGAACCGGGAUAGGGCUGGUACACGAGCCUGGCGAGGGCGAGCGACAGCGGAUGGGACGAGGGUAAGCAAAUACUUCGGUACCAUAGAUUGGGAAAGAGAGCUAGCCUGUGUGUGCUGGACUGGACUGGGCAGGAGGACAGGACUGGGGCGGGCAAGGCGGAAGUGGAUGCGGAUGCCGACUGGACGCCAGCUUGACGUGUCUCGCUCUGACCGGAAGUCGGCUCGCUCACUGGCUGUCGCCCACGAGUCCCAGGCGAUGAUGGGGGAAGGCGCGCCCACUUUCACCGCGCUGCGCGCUCUCGUCGCGCCCGCUUCCGCUAUCGAUACAUCUCCCCGCUGCGCUGACUGA